This is a messenger RNA of Pediculus humanus corporis (human body louse), 948 nucleotides long. RefSeq names its product lachesin precursor, putative. The transcript has 5 exons. Gene Ontology annotation, cellular component: neuron projection. Lineage: Eukaryota; Metazoa; Arthropoda; Insecta; Psocodea; Pediculidae. The coding region runs from base 1 to 948 and encodes 315 amino acids. The record is from RefSeq and is a predicted model, not a curated record.
AUGCAUUUUGAACAAUCAGCCAUAUUAACAGUACACACUCACGUGAUAACGAGAAAUCCAAGAAUUUCCGUUUCGCACGACAAACAUCGUACCUGGAUAUUACACAUAAAUAACGUUCAAGAAGAAGAUAAAGGAAGGUACAUGUGUCAAAUAAAUACAGUCACGGCCAAAACUCAAUUUGGCUAUUUACACGUCGUCGUGCCACCAAACAUUGACGAUUCUUUAAGUAGUUCUGACGUCAUCGUAAGAGAAGGUGCAAAUGUUACUUUAACAUGUCACGCAUCCGGUUCUCCAAUUCCAAACGUUAAAUGGAAAAGAGAUGAUGGAUCGAAAAUAAAUAUAAAUAAAUCACUUUCAGUAAACGAAUGGGAAGGUGGAAUACUAGAACUUAGUCGUAUUAGUCGACUAGAUAUGGGGGCUUAUUUAUGUAUUGCAUCAAAUGGUGUACCACCAACCGUUAGCAAAAGGAUUAAAGUUAGCGUCGAUUUUCCACCCAUGUUAUGGAUACCACAUCAAUUGGUUGGAGCACCGCAAGGUUAUAGCGUUUCACUCGAAUGUUAUACAGAAGCUCAUCCAUCAUCUUUAAAUUAUUGGACAAGAGAAGAUGGACACAUGAUACACGAAAGUAAAAAAUACAGAGCUGAAAACACUGUCGGUGUUCCAUCGUAUAAAACUCACAUGAAAUUAACCAUUUCUAACGUUCAGGAUAAAGAUUAUGGAACGUAUAAAUGCGUGGCAAAAAAUCCGAGAGGAGAAACGGAUGGAACUAUACGUUUAUACAAUAAGUUUAGGUUUUGGGUUGUGGUGGAGUUUUUAGUCACAAUGAAAUUUAAUUGGAGUUCAUUUGAAAAACUUUUUUUUUUUUUUUUCGAGGGAACUGAUGGAAUAAAAUGGGGAGGUUGGGAAAAUGAAAAAACUCGACGAAAAUUGCUAAUUUUUGUACAGUAA